Messenger RNA from Dioscorea cayenensis subsp. rotundata (Guinea yam), 852 nucleotides. Its product is annotated as WEB family protein At1g75720-like. The transcript has 2 exons. The record is from RefSeq and is a predicted model, not a curated record. Lineage: Eukaryota; Viridiplantae; Streptophyta; Magnoliopsida; Dioscoreales; Dioscoreaceae. Bases 130 to 852 code for a protein of 240 amino acids.
UCCAACCUUAUUAUUUAUCAAUCACAAGAUAUAUAUAAACCCACCCUUCUUCUUCCCUUCUCUUCCCAUUAUUCUCUUUUUAUUUACAAUAUUUGUGAACACAGAGUUGGUUUUAAGAAAGUGAAGUUAAUGGGGAGUAGUGUUCAUGAAGAAGGUGGUGGUGGUGGUGGUGGAGGUGGAGCUGUGGUGGUGAUGGGGAGAGCAGAGAUAGACACAAGUGCACCAUUUAGGUCAGUGAAGGAAGCUGUCAUGUUAUUUGGAGAGAAGGUCUUGGCAGGAGAAAUCUAUGGCCAUAGACUCCAUCAGAUGCAGGCUGCAGCAGAGAAAAGGCAUGAGCUCGGGCUGUCGAGGCUGAGCUCGAUAGCCGCCGAACUUGAAGAAACAAGGCAAAACCUAGAAAAAGCAAGAGAAGAAAGCCUUGAGAUGGCAAAUUGCUUAAGCUCUCUAAGGAAAGAGCUUCAAAAGGCCAAGAAGGAGCUCACACAACUAAAAGAAGCAAAGCAUUCAUCACCGAAGAAACAAGUCAUAGAAUCAGAGAUUGAAGAAGACAUUAAGUUUGUAGAGAAUAAAACAGAGAUGAUGCCUAAAAGAAAUGAUGUAUUUGAGUUUCAGAAGAGGAGAUGUGUUACAUUUGCCAACCCUCCAUCACUAGCUCAAGUGAUCAACCCUCAGAACCACAUAAUGCUAGAGAGACAGUUAUCAGUGGACAGGGACUCAGUGCAAUUGAAGAAGAAGAAGAAGCCAUUGAUCCCUCUCAUUGGAGGCAUGUUUUCAAAGAAGAAGAACAACAACCACCACCACCACCAAGAAGUUAUGGCAACUAAAGCUCAUGGAGUUCAAGCAAUGUUCUAA